CCCAACUAACUCUUUCCUCUUCCUCAAUCCCUCUAGAUAUAUUUGCAUCAUACUAUUUUUAACACUCCCAAACAACUCACACCUUUUUCUCAUCACUUUCUGCAGACAAUUCUGUCAGAAAAAAUGACUGAGGAGCAAUCCAAAACUGUGUCUGAGAGUACUACUACUCCAACUGAGCCUGUUGCUCAUGACCCUCCAAAGGAGGAUGUGGCUCAAGAGAAAUCUGUCAUUCCACAACCCUCUCCUUUUGCUGAUGACUCCAAAGCUCUUUUACUUGUUGAGAAGACUGGUGAAGUUGCUGUAGAGAAACCAAUUGAUGGAUCUGUGAACCGAGAUGCUGUCCUUGCGAGAGUUGCAACGGAGAAGAGGUUGUCACUGAUCAAAGCAUGGGAAGAAAGUGAAAAGUCAAAAGCAGAGAACAAGGCUUACAAAAACAUUUCAUCAAUUUCAGCAUGGGAGAACAGUAAGAAAGCUGCAACGGAGGCUGAAUUGAGAAAGAUUGAAGAACAACUGGAGAAGAAAAAGGCAGAAUAUGGAGAGAAGUUGAAAAACAAAAUAGCUACAAUCCACCGAGAAGCUGAAGAAAAGAGGGCAUUUAUUGAGGCCAAAAAAGGGGAAGAUUUCUUGAAGGCAGAAGAGACAGCUGCAAAAUACAGGGCAACUGGAACAGCCCCAAAGAAACUCUUUGGUUGUUUCUAUUAAGCCUGCUCAUUUAUAAAAAUGUAGCAUUACUAUUAUUAUUACUAUUGCUAUUAUUUUCUUUGAUAGUUCAUAUCAGUACAUGUGUGGUUUGGUUGUCUUUUAUUGAGCUUUAGUUCAUCUUCAUUUAUUAUUGUGUGCACAGAGAUAUGUUGGUGGUGUGUAUACAACAAUUACUAUGUGCAUACAAGAGAUUGAAUUAUUCGAUUUGGGUAA
Messenger RNA from Vigna radiata var. radiata (mung bean), 915 nucleotides. Its product is annotated as remorin-like. The transcript is spliced from 5 exons. The record is from RefSeq and is a predicted model, not a curated record. NCBI's taxonomy places the organism in Eukaryota, Viridiplantae, Streptophyta, Magnoliopsida, Fabales, Fabaceae. The coding region runs from base 124 to 702 and encodes 192 amino acids.